CCUCUGGUGCGGGGAGUGGCGAUACAGCGGGAAGGAGUUCAGACUGGCGACCGGUGUCGACCCGGGGGAUGGCCGGGACGCGGCCAUGGCUCAGCCAGAGCUGUGCAACACUGAAAACAUCCCGGAGGUGGAGAUCGUCAGCCUGGUGGAGGAGCAGAUUCCACGCUACCGACUCCGGGCCGACACUCUCACCGAAUUCAAAGGUUACGAAAACGAGGACUGGUUCAUCCCGUUUCCGGUCCUCCGGGAGGAGGAAAAGACAGCCCCUCUCACACCUGAACAGGUGGAAGCCACGCUCGCAUAUUUCGUCCUAUGCGGCAGCAGAGUAAGUCAAAUGACGAAGGCGUACAAUGACAUUGAUGCCGUGACCCGACUGCUCGAAGAGAAGGAAAAGGACUUGGAGCUCGCUGCUAAAAUCGGCCAACAGCUGCUGGAAAGGAACAAACAGGUCAGUUCAUUCAUUCGCU
Amphibalanus amphitrite is the source of this 467-nucleotide messenger RNA. Its product is annotated as trafficking kinesin-binding protein 1-like. The record is from RefSeq and is a predicted model, not a curated record. NCBI's taxonomy places the organism in Eukaryota, Metazoa, Arthropoda, Thecostraca, Balanomorpha, Balanidae. The transcript has 4 exons. The annotation marks the transcript as partial.